UGGCCUUGCUCUUUGCUGGCUAAGAGCUCUUCAGAAUCAUCAACGCCCCAGGGACAACAUUAUCAUAACACCCAGCAUGACCGACUCGACCGUUACGGGCUCCUCGCGGCCCCUGAAGCGGUAUGCCAUAGUGGGCACGGGCGGCCGCGCCAUCUUCUUCUACUCGUCGAUUGCGCGGGACUACCGCAACACGUCCCGGAUCGUGGGCUUCUGCGACACGAACCAGACACGCAUGAACUACGCCAACAGCAAGCUCGCCGAGCUCGGCCACGACCAGGUCCCGACAUACCUCGCUGCCGACUUUGACGCCAUGAUCCGCGACACGAAGCCCGACGAGCUCAUCGUGACGACCAUCGACCGCACGCACGACAUCUACAUUGUCCGCGCGCUCGACCUCGGCAUCAACGUCAUCACCGAGAAGCCCAUGACCAUCGACGUGGCCCGGUGCCAGCGCAUCUUUGACGCCGUCGAGCGCACCGGGAAGAACGUCCGCGUCACCUUCAACUACCGCUACGCGCCGCACAACACAAAGGUCGCGGAGCUGCUGUGGUCCGGGGCCAUCGGCCAGGUGACGUCGGUGCACUUUGAGUGGAUGCUCAACACGUCCCACGGCGCCGACUACUUCCGCCGGUGGCACCGGCAGAAGAGCAACUCGGGCGGCCUGCUGGUGCACAAGUCGACGCACCACUUCGACCUCGUCAACUUCUGGCUGCGCACGCGGCCCGAGACGGUCUACGCGCAGGGCGACCUCAAGUUCUACGGCCGCGAGAACGCAGAGGCCAGGGGUGAGCAGCCCGGCCGCGCGUACAGCCGCGCCCACGGCAGCGAGGCGGCCCAGAGCGACCCCUUUGCGCUGCACCUCAAGGACAACCCCCAGCUCAAGGCCAUGUACCUCGACGCCGAGCACGAGGACGCGUACUACCGCGACCAGGGCGUCUUCAGCGACGGCAUCAGCAUCGAGGACACGAUGAACCUGCUGGUCCGGUACAAGAACGGCGCCGUCAUGACGUAUUCCCUCACGGCGUAUGCGCCCUGGGAAGGAUUCCGGGUCUGCUUCAACGGCACCGGGGGCAGGAUCGAGCUCGACGUCGUCGAGAACAGCUACGUCAACUCUGGAGGAGACCAGGCCGCCGAGGGGUCGAUCGAGAAGCGGUCGUUGCUGCUCAGGCCGCUGCUGGAGAAGCCUGUCGAGGUGGAGAUCCCAGACGGGGUCGGAGCGCAUGGCGGUGGCGAUACUGUGCUGUUGCAGGAUCUGUUUGGUGAGCCCGUGUCGGACGAGUACAUGCGUGCGGCGAGCCACAUAGACGGGGCCAUGUCGAUCCUGACAGGCAUCGCAGCGAACCGGUCGAUUGCUACAGGGCAAGUUGUCAAAGUCGACGAUGUGCUGAGGAUACCGUGAAGGCGUUUAAAGUAGGAAAACUAAGAUGGAGAGAUGCACAUGGCAAAAGUGGAAGGCGUAGUACAAUGAGAUUCAACAGAGACGCA
Molecule: messenger RNA, 1485 nt
Organism: Microdochium trichocladiopsis
Lineage: Eukaryota; Fungi; Ascomycota; Sordariomycetes; Xylariales; Microdochiaceae
Product: NAD-binding Rossmann fold oxidoreductase
Exons: 1
Coding region: 77-1399 (440 amino acids)
Molecular function (GO): nucleotide binding
Source: RefSeq, a predicted model, not a curated record